ACCAAUCACUGAUAAUCUAUAACUGAAAUGAAACCCAUCCUUUACUAACCUAUAUAUAUAUAUAUAUAUAUAUGAUCUCAAAAUUGAAAAAUACAUUUUAACUUAUCAUAGAUGCUAUGUUUUGAUUUACCAUUCUUGUUUAUCAUGUAAAGAAAUUGUCUGAAAUUGUAAUAGCAAAAAUUGGAAUUUUUUUUAUUGUUGUCUACGUUUUACUUGUGAAUUGUGAUUGCAAUGGUUUACCUUCCUUUGGUGUUAAAUCUACUUGGCCAAUUGGAAUGUUCAAUGAUUUAUUUAGCCCUUGUACUCACCAAUAUUACUUCUUAAUAAAGCACAGUAAAGAGAAGUUUGAAGACUUGAAAUUUUAUAGGAAUUUAUUAUAUAAGUUCUAUUUAAUUUUUAGGUUUUCUUAGGGUUACAUGUGUUUUCUGUUUAUCUCACGUUUUAUGGUGUAGCUUAUAAGUACUUCUAUUAUUUCUGAUUUUUGGUAGCUUUGGAUCAAGAAAUUAUUGAAAUUUGGAGUUUUGAACUUGAAAUUUCCUAACCCUUGUAUCCGUUAUAGUUGUUUGACUUCUUGUAUCCUUUUAGAGGCGGAAUAGAUGUGCAUACGAGUGAAAAAGGUAUUGCCUUUGUUCUUUUUGAGUUUACUAGAGAUUAGACUGAUAUUUUCGAAAAUGGGUACUGCUGGACAAUCUCUUUAAUUGGACCCCCACUUUUUAACUUACCCUCUUAUUUAUUUAUUUUAUCUUUUUAAUUGUUAACAUGUAAAAGGAGUCUAAAUAACCUGGGAACACUUUAUGAAAAUGGCUGUAUAUUGGUUAUUUUAAUCAUGUAAUAUUUCAAUACUUGUUGUUGAUAAUUGUACUGUAUGACUGUAUGACUGCUAAUUGAUGCCACCUUAGGCAGUGGAAACUUAAGGGAAGCAGUUAGACUACCUCCUGGGGAGGAUUUAAAUGAAUGGCUCGCAGUCAAUACUGUGGAUUUCUUCAAUCAGGUGAAUCUGCUCUAUGGUACCCUCACUAAGUUUUGUACUCCUGAGAAUUGCCCUACAAUGACUGCAGGACCUAAGUAAGAGAUAUAAACUAGAUUCCUUUUGCCCUUUUCAAUAAAUCGAAACUCCCUCAACUUGAAUUUAGGCUCUUUAUCUCUUCGAGCUAGAUGAUACUGUAUUAAUUUAUUUUUGUUAAAGUUAUAUAUAUCUGCCUUUUUUUUUUUGAAUUUUGAUGUCAAAAUAUAUCAUAUAAUCUUGGCUGAUUAGUGGGAUAAGAGUUUGACUUUAUAUCAUGUUUUCUUUGAUUUGAUAGUCCUAGGUUAUGAUGAGAUGAUGUUUAUUAUUAUUAUUAUUAUUAUGAUUUGCCUUUGUCUUUUGUAAUAAUUUGAUUUUGCCAUAUUUUAAAUGUCAGUAGAAAGACAUCAAAUAUGUUAAAGCUAAAAUAUUAUAUUAUUGAUAUUUAAAUAUCUUUUGCUUUAAUUAUGAAAUUUUCAAACUUACUAAAUAUGAGAUUCGUAUUUAUAGCUUAGAAUAUUUGUCUUGUAAAGAAGAGUUUAUGUAUUUGUAUUGAUAUUUAAAUAUUUUUCUUGUAAAGCAGUGCUUCGUGUGACAACAAACAUCGCUCGGGAAGGUCUCGUUAUUGGUUCCUAACGUUUUUGCACUUGCAAAGCUUAUGAAUGUCAGUGAAGAUGAGAGUCAACUUUCUGCUAUAGCUAGGCAAGGUUCAAGUAGUGCUUGUCGGAGUUUGUUUGGUGGAUUCGUUAAGUGGAUUAUGGGAAAAGAGGAUGAUGGAAGUGAUAGUCUUGCAGUUCAACUAGUAGAUGAAAAACACUGGGAAGAUCUCUUCAUCAUUAUUGUUUUGAGGGAUAGAGCUGCAGAGCUUUUGGGUUUGCGUGCAUGCAAUUUUCGGCCACGACACUCAAGCAAACUUGGAAAUGAGUUUCGGGUGUUCACAAACUAUGACCCUGGGGAGAGAUUAGGAGGAUGGGAGCAAGAACAAUAGGUGCCUUUUUCUUGCUAUUGUUUGCUAGGAAUAUUUUCUCAUGGAUGAGCUUCAUGCAACCUAAUUUUUAUCCAUUAUCAAGGCAUUUCCAACACUUACCCUUGGAAAAAUUAACCAGCCUUUCUGCUAAUUUUCCCAGAGAAAAUAUGAAAACAUGUAGAUGAGAAAACUUCCAAGCAAGUUUAUCCUCAUAUUAUGCAUUUUGGUCUACUUUUUUAAACUAGUGCAAUUUUCCUCACUUGUGUAGAUUUCGUAAUACAUAAAACUAUUUAAGGUUGUCCAAAGUUGUACUGACUCAUGCCUACUCAUCGACAUUUUGAAAUGUAAUUAGGAAGUUGUUUCAAAACGCACAAUACACAUUGAAGAAGCCAUACAAGUUUCUCAUAUGUAUUAUUUAUUUUAGUUUUGAUUCUAAAUUUUCAUUUUUACUUUAA
Messenger RNA from Gossypium raimondii (Peruvian cotton), 2425 nucleotides. RefSeq names its product diphosphomevalonate decarboxylase MVD1, peroxisomal. Gene Ontology annotation, biological process: isopentenyl diphosphate biosynthetic process, mevalonate pathway. The coding region runs from base 1662 to 1991 and encodes 109 amino acids. Lineage: Eukaryota; Viridiplantae; Streptophyta; Magnoliopsida; Malvales; Malvaceae. Gene Ontology annotation, molecular function: methyltransferase activity; diphosphomevalonate decarboxylase activity. The record is from RefSeq and is a predicted model, not a curated record. The transcript has 6 exons. Gene Ontology annotation, cellular component: cytosol.